Messenger RNA from Parnassius mnemosyne (clouded apollo), 297 nucleotides. Lineage: Eukaryota; Metazoa; Arthropoda; Insecta; Lepidoptera; Papilionidae. The record is from the annotation of a GenBank genome assembly.
AUGUCGAUGUUAAUAAACCUUAAUAAAAAUCCGCUUCCCCGCGUUGUUAAUUGCCGGACUCGUAGGCAGAAAAGAAGUCCUACCACCUUCACGAGCAAUUCACGAAGUCGUGCAGGCUUUGCUUGUGGUAAACACGUGUCAAGGUGUGCGCGAGACCAAAAUCUAUUAUUUAUUCUGUGCCAAAAGCAGGUAUGGUUAGCGACGGCAUGCUCGCAACUGAUUGCUCCUUCAACACCCACACUAACGCUGUGUGCAUGUACACAUUCAACCACGAGUAAAGCCCGCCCGAUUUCGUGA